Molecule: messenger RNA, 6427 nt
Organism: Spirometra erinaceieuropaei
Lineage: Eukaryota; Metazoa; Platyhelminthes; Cestoda; Diphyllobothriidea; Diphyllobothriidae
Source: the annotation of a GenBank genome assembly
AUGCUGAUGGACGCCUACCGUGACGAACGCCCCGGGAUCCGCGUCGCCUACAGGACGGACGGCCGACUCUUCAAUCAGUGGCAGAUGCACUUCCAGUCGCGUGUGUCAGCGAAUUCUGUCCAUGAACUCCUCUUCGCCGACGACUGCACCCUCAACGCCACCUUUGAAGGGGACAUUCAAAGGAGCAAGAAAAUAAUCGCCGCCGCCUGUGACAACUUCGGCCUCAUCAACAGUAUGGGAAAGACGGUGGUUACGCAUCAACCGCCACCUGACGCCGCCUAGGGGUGAACAACGCCCAACUGCAAGCCGUGUUCAACUUCACUUACCUGGGCAGCACCCUCUCCCUCACCACAAAAAUCAACGAUGAAGUGGCCCGCUGCAUCGCCAAGGCCAACCAAGUAUUUGGCCGUCCGCGAAACUCAGUUUGAAAUCACCACGUUCUCCACAUCAGCACCAAACUGUAGAUGCACAAAGAGGUCAUUCGGCCGACGUUGUUAUAUGGAGCGGAAACUUGGAUUGUGUACAAGAAGCAGGUUGCGAAGACUCGACCACAUCCACAUCCGCUAUUACCAACGGAUAGUGAAGUCGACGUGGCAGGCUCAGAUUCCAGACACGGACGUAUUGGAACGGACAGGAAUCCUCCGUAUCUACGCCAUGCUAAGAUAACUGCAACUGCGCUGGAGCGGCCAUCUGGUGUACAUGGAGUACGAGCGAUUACCCAAGCGACUUUUUUAUGGAGAUUUCGCCAUGAGACCCCGCCGACAUAAAGGUCAAGUCCGGCCCUAAAAGGAAACACCGAAGACUUCCUUUAGGCGCCGCAAAUUGACCUGGCCAACCGGAAGAACCUCGUUUGGCACCGACCGACCCGGAGGAGAGCAGUGUAAACGGGCACAGCCAUCUACAAAGCCAACCGCAUCACCGCCGCCAAAGCCAAACGCGAAGCACGUAAAUCUCAACUGCCCCCGUCCCGCGACGCCAAUGCUCAACCGACUCCGACCUGCCCAUGAUGUCAACAGACGUUCCGGGGACCAAUUGGUUUCAUUGGACAUCUUCGUACCAACUUCAGCACCCCGACUACACCACCCGUUGUCCCAAAUUCCACCUCUGCCUCGUCCUGCACGCCGACAACCAACGCUGGCUGCAGUCCUGAACACUUACUGUCAUCCUCCUCCGUCGCCUCAACAUCCGUUGCGAUGGCUCCUGCACCCACCGCCACUGUACUCCAUACUAACACCGCCAGACAUCAACCUGACCACCGCCAACACCAACGAUGUGGACUUGGUCCAAACCCGUCCACGCCGACCUGGCCGGUCACUUGCGAAUCUAUCGCACAAAAACUGGCGGACCGGCGUAUGGAGCACCCACAUGAAAUCGCCGCAUCUGUCCACACUGCCUCCACAUUCGCUCACCACACGUGCAUCCAGGUGAGCUGAUGUCACCGCAGUCUCGAAACACCCAGCACAUCCACCGUGCAUAGCCUAACCCACACACCGCCGCCCACCGGGCUCACCACCAGCAACCCCACGGUCACUGAAACCGACCCUGUUCACACUUCCCACGUACAUUCACCUCACAAAUUGUUCUGGUUGGCCACUUGAUAAUCUGUCGCACAGAGGCUGGAGAGCCAGUGCCUGGAGCACCCACACACACUCACCGCAUCCGCAUAUUCACGCACCGCAUGGGCCAGUUAAGCCGCAUGCGCAUUCAUGAAAACCUGCGGUGGACAACCACCGACUAAACCUCCCCACCACAUCUUCCCCCAUCUACAACACACAACAUCAUAACUAACCACAAGCAUUCAACUGCCACCUCCCACGCAAGUGGGACAUGUGCGUCUCGGCUCCGUCUCCAUGUGGCCCCUGCUGCAUAUACGAUUCGGAUCUGAGACUAUCACAGUGCGUCAAGCAGCGUGGCUUGGAAGGCUGCUGACUGACGUCCUAACUCAGUCCACGCAGUCCACCCAAUUGCGUGGUUGUGUUGAGUGGCAGAUUGGUGGGCUGAGAGCCACAGUGAAACAACACUCUCACGCAUGUGAGAUGUGAGCUUAUCUGCUGAAUGGUUACGUAGUUGUUUGUAUCUGCACGCGUUCUGUAAUCAGGCGCCAGCCAGUGCUUCUCCGCGUUUCCGAACCACGCUUAUUAGCGUCUGGGUAGUGGCCGAAGACGUUGAGGGUAGCACACACACGGUCGAAUAGAUUACCUAGAAUAGCUGGCGGAUAAUGUAACGCUGGGCAGAGUAGUCAGACACCACUUCAGGCAUGCAUAUAGGGAUAUUGUAAUAAAAUGGGUUUGAAGCGUAUCAAACCUAGGUUACAGUAAAUAAACGGGCGGAAUAGUAUUUAACAAUUACAAGGGAAUAACGACGUACUGUACAAACGAUCCAUUGGAAGUGGGACAUGAUCACGUCAUAUUAGUCAGACAUCGUUGGGGAUUGAAGCGCUGACGGCAACUGUGGGUAAGGGCCGUGGAGUGUGCCGAAGAUGGAGGACACGAGCGACGAACGGACGGCGAGAGCGGGGGGGGAUCAUGCCAACGGUAGGGAGGGAGGGAACGCCGACCGUCUUCACUGGCAGACGAUCACACCAAUCAGACAUCCGACAUCCGUGCCAAGGUAGCUACACCUCAUUCAAACAACUCAGUCGAGUUUGUCACACGUUACAUCUGCACGUGUCCACCGUUCCAAGGCCACUUGAUUUUGCUGAAAGUGCCCUUGUCGCGGCAGCUCGAGUCAUGGGCAGACCCUGGCUCCUGCAAACUUCCGAUCCAGUUCUGAAUAGAAAGAGGGGGAUCUGGACACCAUUUAAGUGAACAUUGCAUUCUGUACAGAAGGAAUGGAGACUAGUGCUGGGAGAAGCCGUCCUAACCCACUCGAUCAUACGCUGUCCGCGUGCUGAUGUCACGUCGGCUCUCGACAGGACUGGAGGUUUACCCAACUACUCAUAUGAACCAGAAGUCCAGCCGACGUGGUAACCCAUCAGGCACACCAUCUGAUUGGUGAUAUGUCAGCCUGACCUUAGACAUUUCCAAUAUCGCAAUAUAUCUUUCCCUUCCUCCCUUGCUAUUAAUUUCUGGUUUGCGGAUUUGUUCGAGGAAUGUUUUUGUGUUGACAACCAGCGAGGCAUGCGGCAAGUUCACAACAAAUUGACAACACAGAACUCACAAUGACUACAGUGAGUGAUCGAUCUCAUGAAAUGUUGGCUGAUAUUCUGAAAUGUGUUUUCGACGAGGAAGGAUUACUUAGACGCGGUUGUAAUACUGAUUAUCUUGCGGCACAAUCCCAUAAUAUUUCGUAUUCGGCAGGAUGCCAGCUUUUGGGUACACUGCUUUUCAAUCUCCUGCACUUCAAAAUAUCAGCCAACAUUUCAUGAGAUCGGUCACUCACUGUAAUUUCGCGGAAAAAUUACUGUUUAGCCUGCAACAGCUACAGGCUUAGUUUAAGGCCGCCCACUUGAAGUUGAUGAAGUUGAUAAUAUGAAACUGCGGUUUACACUUUCCUGUUCCAGCACCCUCUGAAAAUCAGUCCACGUCGGUUACGCGGUCGCCGCUAAUAUUACUUAGUUUAUUUAUGAUCCCGAUUUGGAUGGGACCUUUGAUUCCCGGUUCAAACACUGAGGAGACAUUUUCCGCAUUGAAUUUGCGAGCGCCGAUAAUUCGUGGAAGAUGUGACUGCCACUACCCAAAGUGGGUACCAAGUAGCAUUAGGCGUACAUUGACAAGCUUCUGCGGAAAAGUCCUUGUAUAAUGCAAACUGAUCUAUUUUGCGACUUGAGCGACCAGUGUUUCACACGUCAGUCAGAUGAGAAGAAACAAAUUGGCCACGAGGACGCAACGUGAUGUUGAGUUAUUAUUCAAAGUUGUGUUGCGACUUACAAGCGUAUUUUAGCACACUAAAAUACAGUGUUUUUAUGUCACUGCACCCUCGUAUAUUCAUAUUGCACAAAAUGACGAAGUAAUUCGCAAUGACGUUCGGGAGAAGUCAUCAUUGUUCAGCAUUCGAUACCAGUGCCUGAAGAUGGUGAAGACCGAGACAAACGACUUUCUAACUCUCGCCAGCAUUGUCAACCGUGAGUGCGCAAAACCUAAACGUAAAUGACUCAUUUUUUGUGCUCUUAAAUACUUCACGAUGCUGAAAUCAGAAGUCGUCUGAUCGGGACAAUUGAACUUGACUCCGACAUCGCCCUGCUGACAGUGACUGCCGAACGUCGGCGGCUCAAGAAUCGUAAACAUGAUUCUGCUUUGUGGAGCAGUCCAGUCCCGCGCUUGUUGCCACCAAUCUUCAUGCCGUCACCAACACAAAGUCGAUGUCACCAUACAGGUCUCAGGACUCUACGCCCAUAAAACCUCUGACAGCACGUUGGGAAUGUGAUGAUUGGCAUUUCUUUCGCUUCUGCUCACUCAAGAAAUAGGUUUAUCAGAAAUGUCAUGAGCGAGGGCACAAGAAAGGUCACUGUCCAUCAAGCCAGCCCUCUGAAUCAAGGGUAUGCAAGAGGAAUGUCACAAAUGCCCUUCAAUCCAUUCCCGUUCAAAGUCUCAUUCCAUCCCAGUCACGUUCAAGACUGAGUUUGAGUCGCAGAGAAGGCCAAUUAUGGUUAUUGUCAAUGACACGCAGUACGCCUCCAGUUGUAUAAAGCCUCAGAUUUCAUUCUCAUCUGCAAGCGUACAUAUGUGGCACAUGAUUUCACGGUCUCCGAUAACCGAUCUCAUUAAAUGUUAGCCAAAAUUCUGGAAUGCGCUCCCGAUUAGGAAAGAUUACUUAAGUGGGGUUGUUAUACUGAUUAGCAUGCAGCACAAUCUUGUAACAUUUCGGACUCGUCAGGAUGUCGGCUUUUGAAUGCACUUCUUUUUGACCUCCUAGAAAACCGUACUGCGUAAAGAAUGACUACUUAAUUAGCAUGCAUUUUUCCCAUUAAUUUUCGGUGGUCUUAUAAAUUCAAAUAUAUUUUAUAGAAAACAUGCACAAAAAUAUGCCUAUAUUGCUCCCUUGGAAGGAAACCACAUUUUCUUUAUAUUUUAUGAUCGAAUAAAGUGUAUAUUUAGGUUUUUAAAAAGUUUAUAAUUGUGAGAUUUUUAAGGCCGUGCGAUGUCCAUGCAUGGAAGACCGCGCGUGUGCAUUUACCAAUGCUCCUCAUGAAAUGUACAACAUAGUUCGGAUGCAUUGCAAAAUUUCAUGAGGUCUAUGUGGUAUCUUCUUUAACUCAGAGAGAAAUAUAUGAUUUUCCUUACGCGAAAAGCAUGCGCCUUCAAGACUGAAAUUGGUAAACGCUGAGGCAAUGGCAGAUCAGGCUGAAAAUUAUUCGGGAAUUGGGAGACUUUUUAAAAACUUAAAUAUACACUUUCUUCGGACAUAAAAUAUUAAGACAAAGUGAUUUCCUUUCAAGUCAGCGAAAGAAGUCAUAUUUUUGUGCAUGUUUUCGAUAAAAUAUAUUUGAAUUUAUAAGACCGACGAGAAUCAGUAGGAGAAAUGCAUGCCAAUUAAGGAGUGUUUUUUUACCCAGUGAGGUUACCGCAGGAGGUCAAAAAGAAGUGCAUUCAAAAGCCGACAUCCUGGUGAGUCCGAAAGGUUAUAGGAUUGGGCUGCAUGAUAAUCAGUAUAACAACCCCACUUAAGAGUAAUCCUUUCUUAUCGUAAACGCAUUUUGCACUUUGGCCAACAUUUCAUGAGAUCGGUCACGCACUGUACAUCAAGCCAAAGGGCACUGAAUAUUUCUGAGGCAAUACUCCGGUUGGAUGUAGCGUUUAUUUUGAUGGCAUUCCAUUCAAGGGGACAUGCUGCCUUACCCACCGCCCGAACCCCAAAUUACUAAGGUUGAAAAACCUAGUCUUCCGGAAGUCCCACUUACCCCAUGUUUGCAAUAAUUUUCCAUCGUUUUGGCAGAGUCCUGUUAUGCCGCAGCAGCAAGCUCCAAAGCUGAUGGUUAUUGUACAGAAGAAAUCCGCCUCUGUUUUUCAAAGGGGUAUUAGUUGCUGCAUCAAGACGAAGGACAGCCUUUGUCUUCAGCAAAAUACGGAACCUGUUUUCAAACCACAGUGGUUCGUAACUUAUGCUGCCCUCCCAGUGUUUGACCAAGAACUUGGGCGCCUUCAGCAAGAUGUGUACUCCAGCCAGCGAACCGCUUUGUAUGGGCUACACCAGUUGUGGCUGUCAAGAAUCUGCGUUGAUUUCUCCACCGGUCUCAGUCCUGCUCUGGACACUCACCGGUAUCCGCUAUCGUUGCAGGAAUGGUGGAAAUUGUCUCGCAAAACUGGGCCUAUUUGACGUAUAUUUCCAAAUCGAGGUGGCUGGAGAAUCUCGAGAACUUCUGAUGAUUAACGCUCACCGUGGUUUGUUCCAGUUCUUCCGAUUGUCAUUUUGUGUUGAUACUGCCCCCUCCAUUUUGCAACAACCGAUUGACACCAUGUUGACGGGCACCAAAGGAGGUGCUGCCUGA